GCGGACCGUGUCAGCGAGCGCGCGUGUCGCUCGUCAUAAAGAGUUCAGUGAACGAGUGUUGUGCUUAUGAACAAUCAAGAUGGUGCGUAGCUUAUCGCAGUGGACGAAGACCCUCAGCUUUCCAGCGAGGUUGUCUCCCAAUCGUACAUCAAAGGAGAGCGUCGGGAAUGGCCAAUCGUCCCCAGGAGUGUCGCCAACUCCCAGCGCCUCAUCGCUCCCCCAGAGCUCGGAUAAAACUAUCACACCAAUACCUAUCACCGAGAUCAGUCAAAUCAUAUAUCCAGAUCCGGAGUCUGAAAAGGCUAUUAUGGGAUCGGUGGUGUACUGUAUCCACCAUAAGGAAGGAUGCCAAUGGUCUGAUGAACUACGCAAAUUGAAGGCGCAUUUGAACACGUGCAAGCACGAUGCGGUGCUCUGCGCGGCACAGUGCGGUGCGAUGAUCCCGCGCGUGUUGAUGCAAGAUCACUUGCGCUACACCUGCCCCCGUCGCCGCGCCAACUGUGAGCACUGUCACAAGGAAUUCUCAGGGAGCGCCUUAGAGGAGCACCAAGGAAACUGUGGUCAUGAGCCAGUUUACUGUGAAAACAAGUGCGGAGCUAAGGUCCAGCGCAGACACACACAGCAGCACAUCCAACAACAUUGCAGUAAACGACUGGUGCCUUGUAAACACUGCGGGCAGAGUUAUACACAGGACACAGUAUCGGCUCACGGAGCGUCAUGCGCCCGCGCACCCGUGGCGUGUCCCCAGCGGUGUGGAGCGAGCGGCGUGCCGCGCGCGGACCUGGCGGCACACCUGAGGGACCACGCCGCCGCUGCAGCUGCUGCUGCCUUACCCUGCUCCUUUAGAGAUGCUGGCUGUAGAUUUAAGGGCACAAGACAAGCUCUAGAAAAACAUACAGAAGAAAGUUGCCAACAACACCUAGCCCUCGUGUCAGCUCUCGCCAGCCGUCAAGCGCGGCAACUAGACUCCUUGCGAGCAGCAGUAGCUAGAUUGUCAGUCAACUGUUCUGGUGCACUUGUAUGGCGCAUUAGCGACUGGGCUGCCAAAAUGGCCGAGGCAAAGUGCAAAGAUGGUGUCGAACUUGUGUCCCCUGCGUUUUACACCAGUCAAUACGGAUAUAAGUUACAGGCAUCAUUAUUCCUCAAUGGCAACGGAGCUGGUGAAGCUACCCACAUGUCGGUGUACAUCAAGAUCCUUCCAGGAGAGUACGACGCACUCCUUCGCUGGCCUUUCGCUCACACGGUCUCCUUCACCUUAUUUGACCAGAGUUCAAGCCCAGACAGAGCCUGCAACAUUGUGGAAAGCUUCGUCCCUGACCCCACGUGGAAGAACUUCCAAAGACCCUCAAAGGAGCCUGAUGCACUAGGCUUUGGGUUCCCAAGGUUCGUUUCCCAUGAAAUGCUUAAGAAGAGGAACUUCAUCAAGGAUGAUGUUAUGUUCUUAAGGGUUAAAGUAGAUCCGAGUAAGAUUGUAGCUGUUUAGUAUUAAUGUUAGUGUACAUUUUCUAUAGACAAGCCCACAGAUGUGACACAAUUAUAAUUUAAAUAAACAUGCCAGAUUAAAAUUUUCUGUCAGGUCAUUAGAAAACCUAUCAUACAAUUUUGGUUCAAAAAGUUUCGGGUAAUUUUCGUUAAGGUUUAAUUAUCUAGUUGUACCUUCAAUAUUAUUGUAAUGUUCAAAUUUUGAUUAUAAUUACAAUGAAAGAGAUAUAGUAGUAAUAGGACUAGGAUGAAGCUUAGGGUUAAAUUUAACUUACUUCUAACUUCAGUCUGAAUCCAAGUUAACUUAAGCUAUUAACACAUAAUGUGUAUUGUAUAGUCAUUAUUUAGAAUUAAGUAACUUGAAGUCAUAGAUAUAAAUGUAAAUACUAUUUUUAUACUUAGUUCAAUAACUUGUACAUAUUCUGUAAAUAUUAGCUAUAGGAUGCGCGUACGCAAUUGUUAUCCUUUCACUAAAGAUCUCUUGAGUUUCAAUGCCGGCAGAAGAACGUAACAAGCUCAAGUUAGUUUCAAAGAAUUCUGUAACUUAACUUCUUAGCUAUAGUGUACAUAUUUCAUAAACUUGUUUUCUUGCUUGCCAAUUUCUGUGCCAUAUUCUGCUAUGUUUAUCUAUUAACACAAUAAUUUGCAGAUGUUUUUUUUUGUAGAAUGUCCUAGAAUUUAGUUUUGGUAUACAAAUAAUUUUGCCUUGUAUAUAUGGGAUUACAAAAUAAGUGUGUAGAAAAAAGCCAAAAUAAUUGCUCUGUUAUGAAGACAGUUCAUUAGCGCCUCAAAUGCACUCUAGCGGUCCUUACUAACAACGAACUAAUGAACCCAAAUAGGGCUAUUAAGUUCCCGCUUGAGCUUCUACUA
Spodoptera exigua (beet armyworm) is the source of this 2352-nucleotide messenger RNA. The record is from the annotation of a GenBank genome assembly. Lineage: Eukaryota; Metazoa; Arthropoda; Insecta; Lepidoptera; Noctuidae.